Ylistrum balloti is the source of this 1800-nucleotide messenger RNA. RefSeq lists its product as uncharacterized. The record is from RefSeq and is a predicted model, not a curated record. Bases 1 to 1800 code for a protein of 599 amino acids. Lineage: Eukaryota; Metazoa; Mollusca; Bivalvia; Pectinida; Pectinidae. Gene Ontology annotation, molecular function: protein binding. The transcript is spliced from 7 exons. Gene Ontology annotation, biological process: signal transduction; regulation of apoptotic process.
AUGCCUUUCAUAAACUGGUUGUGUGGUUCUAGUAAAGACGAUGGAGACUUGGAGCCAAACUGCAGGCCUGUUAAAAAAGAAAGAACAGGAAAGACUCAUAAUGACAAAAAGAAGCAAAAGAAAGAAAAAGAGAAAAACAAUCGAAUACCAAAUACCUGUAAGCUUGUUUCUGAUGGAACUCUGCUGACGUCACCAGGUCCUUAUACACAACAACUGAUAGAUCUUAUACCUGAUUCUGAUCUUAAAGAAAAGUUUCUCAAAUUGCAAAAUGAAAGUAUCCAGGAACAAAAGGACAGACAAUGCAAAGAUUUGCAAAUAAGGAGAGAGCUAGAAGAAGUUAGACAAAGAUGUUAUAGGUCAGAGGAGAUGGAGCUUCGCUUACAGAAUGUCGUGAAAGAGCAAAGUAAGGAAAUUGACACUUUAACACAGAGACUUCAGGACUGUAAGGAGGAGUGCGAGUCUAUCAAACAGGACCUACAAGUAGCUAGAAAUAGCACUAAUCGAUUGGAAUUAUUGGUAAGCAGUCUCCAAGAUAAACCCAUUAUUUCUAAACAUCGUGAAGAUUCCACCAAUGGCCAGCUUGUAGAAGCAGUGGGAACACUUGUACAGUUACCAAGGAAACGCGGGGAAGAAAACCUGGAGAUUCCCGACGACGUUGAUGGAGCUGUAGAAGAGGUCAAAGCCGCUAUGCGUUUGCUUGAAAAUUUCAUAGGGCCUAGAUGGCAAGAGUUCGCCCGUCAAAUUGACCUACCUCAGGAAAUCAUAGAAAGGAACGAGACUGAGCAGCGCCACACAGAAAUCUACUGGAAAAUCAUGUCAGCAUGGCAGAAAAGAGAGGACGUCACUGUCACAAAAAUUGCUACAGUCUGUCAACAGCUCAAAAUAAAUAUCGGAUCAGACAAGCCGAUGUCAGGCCAACACAGACGUACACUCGACAAAAACCGUGAGAAAAUUGUUGAACAAGUCUGGCCGAAACCAAUGCUGACUCACAUGAUGAAGUAUCUGCCAAUACCCACCAGUCUCAGAGAAUACGUGACGUCAGCUGAUAGACAAUCUGUGAUGGUGGAAAGACUACUGGACAUACUGCCAGUUCUAGGGGAUCAUGCCUUCCCAGUCUUCUUUCUCGCACUAACCAACACGAACCACCAGCACGUAGCAGAUCUACUCAUGGAAAACCCGAUGCCCGAGGAACACAUACUAAUUCUGCGCAAGUUUGAAAACGUCCUGGUGAGCUGUAGUGAUUCUCAUCGAGUGGUACCAUGCAUGGCCAAGUACGUGACCAUUCCUGGCUGUAUCCAUGGCUACCUGAUGGAAGCUCUUACUAGAGAAAGUAAAAUGCGACGUCUGUUGGAAAUAUUACCUUGUUUCGGACACGGUGCUAUGGACGCCUUAAUUAAGGCACUAAGUGACACGGGGUUUAAACAAGUAGUCUCCAUCCUCAAAGACAAGACUGGAGAACUACAAAAGUUGACUAAGAAGGAAACUUCCACACAGAUGUCUCCAGAAGACGUGUGCGUUUUAGCCCAGGAACACAAAGCCCCCCUGACAGGUCAUCGACGUUCUGCAAAGUGUAGAUCCGAUUCUGCCGACAAUAGCAACACAAGCAAUGACGAUCUCCUUUUGAUGGACGACUACUAUUCACAGGAAAUGAUGACUAAGGAGAUGGAGGCCAAUGCGGCCAUGUUUGAACACAGCAUAGAACAACAGGUUGAAAUGAAUUUCGAAUGCCAAAAGCAGAUAGAGUUUCUGAACUGUAUGGACAAAUUGCAAGUCCAUUACAAAGCACGUGUAACUGAAUAG